UGGCGCGGCGACGAGUGACAAGGUGUUAGGGAGGGGGGGACGGCUCGUCACGAAAGUCAGUCGACCGCCGACAGCCGCGCGUCAUACACGUGUACGAGCUGUCUGCUCCGUGACCAGUGUCUUGUGAAUGGGAUGACGUGCUGACGAAUAAAAAUUUUGUGUUGUGCUGUGUGUGGAUAAUUGUUAAGCUGGAAAAGGAUCAAGGAUUGUGGAGCAACAUGCUCACGUCAAGCAAUCAAUAUUUGAGGCCGGAUUACCUGUCACCGCUGCCGACAACGCUCGACGCGAAAAAGAGCCCGCUGGCGCUACUAGCGCAGACUUGCAGUGCUAUCGGCGCGGAUUCUCCGAACCCGAAGCUGAUUUCUGCAGCGGAGAAAGCCAGCAAGAAGUACGACGAGAAAUCGGUGAUACACAUGACGGACAACAAACCCAGCUUCAAGCCUUACGAAUCGUGCCUAACAGCGAGAGAAAAGACUAGAACGCCAGAAGAUAGAGCUUCAGUUGGCAAUUCGCAUUCAAAGACCCCGAUAUCGUCUAAAGGAAGUGCGUCAACCACUCCAGUUCAAGCGCGAUGUGGAAGUAAUCAGAGUUCGUCAUCACAAAGGACGCCACCACCGGCUCAUAGAAAAACUCCGUCCGAAAAAUCGGAUGAACGAUCCAGUCCACUCCAAGACUCGCCAGUUCCGCUGAAGUCGAAUUCAGAUUCUACCAGCAGUUCAUCUGCCUCCAAGUUACCGUUCACACCCACCUCCCUAUCAACCAGUGCCGACACCAAAGAACAUUCGACUUUCAAACCAAACAUACCAGUUACAUCAUCGGCAUUCCUUGGAGGAUUACCCCCUACAGGAUUUCCUCUUCCAAUGGACUUAAUGACCAGUAGUUUGAUGGCUGCACAACAUCAUGCUCUCAAAAAUGGGCUCAAUCCAUAUCUUGCUUAUGCAAGGAUGAAAGCACCAGGAAGCGAUCUAGGCAUUUGCAGAGAUCCGUAUUGUACGGGUUGUUCUUUAAGUUCACAUUUGCUCAAGUCUGCAGUGUGUCCCGCUGGGUGCGCGCAAUGUGAUCAUGCCAAAACGCCUUUCCCAUUACCAACUGGGCAUCCGGCUGCAGCUGCAUAUGCACAUGCUCAAUUAGCUGCUCUGGCUGCAGCCUCACAGCUGCCUUUUGUAUGCAGUUGGAUGGCAGGAGAUUCGGCUUACUGUGGCAAAAGAUUCGCGACCUCGGAAGAGUUACUGCAACAUUUAAGAUCUCAUACCGCGAGUGGCGAAUCUAGUCCUAGUUUAUCUAUGCUCAGCGCAACGCAUCCGUUGUUACAAAGGACAUAUCCGACACCGCCUUUGUCCCCACUGACGCCAAGAUUCCAUCCGUACAGUAAGCCGUCUCACUUAGUGUCGUCACCUCCGCUGCCGUUCCCACUGCCACCGCACCCAUCGCUGGCAGCGUACUUCCCGUCGUACCCGUUAUUCGGGCCACGGCCACUGCACCCUUGAGGACCGUCGGCGCUCCACGCACAGAAGAAGGGGGGCGCCGAGAACUAACGCCCAUGCCAAAAGGACUUUCGGAACCGGAUAGUGUAAAUAUAUGUUAGUUUAGUCCGGAUUUCUAGUCGGCUCAUAUCAUCGACGGACGUGUAAGCCCGGUAGGGCCGCGACAGCUGUGAUCUCUCGUAAAUAAUAUUUAGUGCACUGAAUACUGUGAGCUCAUCUUCAAGCUUGCCCGCCACGGCGGACUUUAAUUUUCUAGUUAGUCUAACGAAAUUUUUAUGUACCAAAUCUAUAGAUUGUAAUUUAAAUAAUGUUUAAGUUGUUGCAGUUAGAAUGGAUUGUUAAACUGUGUUUGUAUUUUUUAAACUGAAUAUUAUUGACCGCGCGUUAUUUGGAUUCAUCGGCAUUACAUAUCUAUGUAAUUUAUAUAUAAUUAGGAGCUAUAUUUUAUGACUGAACGACAAUUGUCACGUAGUGGGCCCUUCAAGAGGAAAAUGUUACCGCAACUUUAAUAAUUACUCAUUGUUUUUUUUUUUUUUAAUUCUCUAUUGCUACAUUUUUUUCGUAAUCGAGCCGUUAAGAUCUUAGUAGAAUCUCGUAAAUGUUAUUUUUUUUUUUUUUGUUUUGAUAUUAACAUAGUAUUUCUUGCAAAACAGGCACUUUAUUAUGUGUUGUGAACGAAUAAAUCACUGUCAUAGCAUACACACUCGAAAGCUAAAUAAUGUUAUUACAAAGAUAAAAUGUGAGCGAAACGUACUCGCAUAUAAUUAAAAAAAAAAAUUACACUUGCAUAAUUAUCUGCAAUUGAUACCUGUUGACAUAAUGUUGUUAUAAAGGACAUAAAAUGAAAUAAUAUACGUAAAUAUUUAAUUUCAA
Messenger RNA from Galleria mellonella (greater wax moth), 2357 nucleotides. It is a transcript of the gene elB, whose product is annotated as zinc finger protein Elbow. Gene Ontology annotation, biological process: negative regulation of DNA-templated transcription. The transcript is spliced from 2 exons. The coding region runs from base 219 to 1487 and encodes 422 amino acids. Gene Ontology annotation, cellular component: nucleus. The record is from RefSeq and is a predicted model, not a curated record. NCBI's taxonomy places the organism in Eukaryota, Metazoa, Arthropoda, Insecta, Lepidoptera, Pyralidae.